Messenger RNA from Corylus avellana, 1923 nucleotides. The record is from RefSeq and is a predicted model, not a curated record. Lineage: Eukaryota; Viridiplantae; Streptophyta; Magnoliopsida; Fagales; Betulaceae.
AUGGAAGUUCUGGAGGCUCUUAUUGAUCGGUGCCACGAGGAUGAGUUGCACCUCUCUGUCUUGAUUGCUAAAAAGAUAUGGGCACGCCGUAAUCUGGUGGUACAUGGAGGAGAGUUCAUCCAUCCCAAUCGAGUAGUGCGUGAGGCGGAAGACAUGCUGCAAUGCUUUAUCACACCACUAGGAGACGGCAAUAAGGGAAUAGCUACCGGAGCUUCAGCGGUCCCUGUGCAAACCAACAAUUGGUAUGAUGUUGAUUCUGAAGAAGAGGUUUUUUCAUAUUAUAAGCAAUAUGCCAAGCAAGUAGGUUUUGGUGUGACAAAAAGAUCUCGUAGACUUGGAGAUGAUGGAAAUGUAAGAUACUUCACCAUUGCAUGCCUUCGUGAGGGCAAGUCAAAAAGCAAAGCAUCUAAUAUCGUUUGGCCAAAACCAAUGGAGAGAAUGGGGUGCAAGGCAAAGAUCAAUGCAAAAGUAAGUCUAGAUGGAAGAUUUACAUUGUCUAGUGUCGUGCUUGAACACACUCAUGUAGUAAGCCCAAGCAAGGCAAAAUAUUUUAGAUGCCAUAAGAAGUUAAAUUCUCGUGUGAAAAGAAAGCUUGAACAACUAGAUGAUGCUGGAGUUCGUCCAAGUAAAAAUUACAAAGCUCUUGCUAUUGAAGUGGGUGGGUAUGAUAAUCUUCCAUUUGGAGAGAAAGAUUGUCGAAAUUGCAUUAACAAAGUAAGGAAUGAGUUACUUGGAGAAGGAGAUGCCAAAGCAUUGUGUAACUAUUUAAUGAGAAUGCAACAAAAAAAUAACCGCUUCUUCUAUGUCAUAGACCUUGAUGAAGAAAGACAUUUGAAAAAUGUGUGUUGGGCAGAUGCACGAAGUAGGGCAGCAUAUGAAUCGUUUGGAGAUGUCAUAAGAUUUGACACCACAUACUUGACUAAUAAAUACAAGAUGCCGUUUGCACCUUUUGUUGGAGUGAAUCACCAUGGUCAAUCCAUAUUUUUUAGGUGUGGGUUACUAUCAAAUGAGAAUACCGAUACUUUUGUGUGGUUGUUCGAAACAUGGUUGAAAUGCAUGUCAGACCGAGCUCCAAAUGCAAUUAUAACUGAUCAAGAUAGAGCUAUGCAAGCUACAAUUCGGAGACAACAAGUAGUUGAGAAAUAUAAUCUUCAAGAGAAUGCAUGGUUAUGUCAAUUAUAUGGAGAGCGGCAUCAAUGGGUACCGGCAUAUGUGACAGGUACAUUUUGGGCCGGAAUGUCCACUACACAACGAAGUGAGAGUAUGAAUGCCUUUUUUGAUGAUUAUGUGGGGUCAAAGACUCCGUUGAAGAAAUUUGUUGGGGAUUAUGACAAUGCUUUGAUAAGAAUGGUGGAGAACGAGCGUCUAGCUGAUUUUGGUUCUUACAAUAAAAUGUUUCCACUUAUAACUCUUCAUUCUAUUAAGCGUCAACUUCAAGCUAUUUACACAAAUGAAAAGUUCAAAGAAGUUCAAGAAGAGUUUAAGGGAUUCAUGAUGAUGUAUUUGCCAUCCUUACUAAAAUGCGAAGGUGCGAUUUCUACAUAUGAAGUUAUUGAUCGUCAUGCCCUUAUUGUUCUUACCUUGGUGAAAGAUGUGAAAGAGUUGCCAUCCAAAUAUAUUCUUGACCGAUGGAGGAAGGACUUGAAACGAAAAUAUACUUUCGUUAAAAGUAGUUAUGACGAUUUGAGUGGCAAUCCUAAAGCACAAAAAUAUCAUGAUUUAUGCAAUGAUUUUUCUGAAGUAGCAUUUCUCACAUCAGAUUACAAUGAAACCUAUAUGACAAUGAAGGCUUGUGUACGUAAGUUAAAGGAGGAAUUGCUUUGUAAUGGGUUAAGAAGUGGAAGCAGUUUGAGUAGUGCACCUUCUCUUCACAUUCCCAGUGGAUAUUCGAUUUGUAAUGAAGCAACUGAUGGGAGGUAUUAG